This is a messenger RNA of Exophiala oligosperma, 807 nucleotides long. RefSeq lists its product as uncharacterized. Bases 1 to 807 code for a protein of 268 amino acids. The transcript has 4 exons. NCBI's taxonomy places the organism in Eukaryota, Fungi, Ascomycota, Eurotiomycetes, Chaetothyriales, Herpotrichiellaceae. The record is from RefSeq and is a predicted model, not a curated record.
AUGGUUUCGUCUGCACGAUCCCAGUAUGUGAGCACAGAAAUACGACAAGAUGGUGUGGCUAUCAUCUCCUACAACCGUCCAGAGGUUGCAAAUGCUAUCAAUGUAGUUGUCAUGAAGGAACUCUUGGACGCUUACACGCGUGUUUUAGCCGAUGACAAAGUCAGGGUACUGGUUCAGACCGGGAAAGGGGACUUCUUUUCCACCGGGAUGGAUUUAUCGGCUCAGCGACGAGCCAAUGCAGAUUUAGAUCCACUGGCAUUGCUUCAUACUCUGAACAAGAUGCUCAUCGAUUGCGACAAGGUUACCAUCGCCGCUGUCAAUGGACCCGGCGCAGGUUAUGGCACCAGCUGUCUUGCAUUGUUUGACCUAGUAUAUGCAGUUCCCGACGCAUACUUCUUCACACCUUUCGUCAAAUGGGGGCUUGCUGCUGAGGCCUGCUCCAGCUUCACUUUCAUUCACGCCCUUGGGCGACAGAAGGCAGCACACCUUAUUCUCGCAGGAGAAAGAAUGACUGCUCAAGAGCUUGAAUCAGCUGGCUUGAUCAGCAAGAUUUUUCCAGCUGAAAAUUUCCUCGAAACAGUCCUCGGCAUCGCACGCAGGGUAGCCGAGCUUCCGCCAAUUUCCUUAAAGGAGAACAAGAGCUUGAUGACGUGUUACUUCAAGGAUGAAUUGCACCGAGCCAAUGAUUUAGAGAGAGAAUUGUUUGGGAAGCUGGCGACCGGGACCGAAACUAAGGAGGCUGUGCAGAAGUUUGCUCAGGAGCAAAGAGCAAAGAAGUUCAGGUCAGCCAAAAGAGAACACCUUUAA